Molecule: messenger RNA, 1673 nt
Organism: Haliotis rubra (blacklip abalone)
Lineage: Eukaryota; Metazoa; Mollusca; Gastropoda; Lepetellida; Haliotidae
Product: G/T mismatch-specific thymine DNA glycosylase-like
Exons: 7
Coding region: 1-1281 (426 amino acids)
Biological process (GO): base-excision repair, AP site formation
Cellular component (GO): nucleus
Molecular function (GO): mismatch base pair DNA N-glycosylase activity
Source: RefSeq, a predicted model, not a curated record
AUGGAGGAUGAAAUUAUACAUGGAAAAUGUAUCGAAAUUAACGUCGAAAUUGUCAUUGUUGGGAUCAAUCCAGGACUGUUUGCUGCCUACGUUGGACAUCAUUAUGCUGGGCCAGGAAACCACUUCUGGAAAUGUCUGUACCUGUCAGGACUGAUCCCAGAACCCAUGAAUGCUUACCAGGAUCACGAACUGCCCAAUUUUGGCAUUGGCUUCACAAAUAUUUGUGCUAGGACCACAAGAGGAAGUGCAGAUCUGAAGAGGACUGAAAUCAAGGAGGGAGCCGGUAUACUAAAGGAGAAACUACAGAAAUACAAACCAAAGAUUGCAGCAUUUAAUGGAAAAGGUAUUUAUGAGGUGUACUGUGGCCACAAGAACUUCAUUCUGGGUAAACAGCCUGAGCCAGUGGAAGGAACAAAUACAAUGGUAUAUGUGAUGCCCUCGUCCAGUGCUCGAUGUGCUCAGCUGCCAAGAGCUGUUGACAAAGUCCCUUUCUACCUGGCCUUGAAGAAGCUGAGGGACUACUUGCGAGGAGACCAACCGAUCCUUGAUGAGUCUGAAGUGUGUUUUCCGAACCUGGAACUCAAGAUUAAAACUGAGCCCAAAGUUGAACUUGAUGCCGAUGGCCAACCUAUCAAAACUGAGCCAAAACCAAAAGCUGAAGCAAAAUCCAAAUCCAAAGGCAAGAAAAGUAAAGCCCAAAGUCAAUCCCAAACUAGUCAGCCCCAGAACAUUCCAGUACCAACUAGUCAUGGCCAGACGGCCAAUGGGAUGUGGUCUGCAGUGAAGCAAGAGAAGCCGUAUGAUCCAAGUGAGUAUGGCGGGCAGCCCUACGGCACUCCGAUAUCUGCUGCUUGUUCUGUUCCCUUGUCCACUCAAAUGAUGCCAGUGUACCAAAACGCCCACAUAUACUCCCAGCCAAAUGGGCAGAGUAGCGCACAGGGUCAAAUAACCAUCCACAAUGGCACAAAAUCCACACCUCAAGAUGCUAUGGGAAGGACUGUACCAAACACAACAGCAGUUUUCUACCCGGGGUCAGCGCAGCCGAUGUACCAAGGGCAGAUGUACUCCCAGGGGUCUUUCUUACAGCAGUUACAGGAACCCAACCUGUCCAAUGACACAAACUCACAGACCUGGCAGUAUCCCUCCUUCUCUGCCAAUCAAAUCCUGGAUGACAACUCAGCCAAUAAGACGACAGAAGGCAAUGAUUCAUCUCAAGUUGUCCAGAUCAAAACAGAACCUGAGGAUUAUGGCUAUACUGAGAUUCCUUUCAAUAGCAUGUAGCAGUUUGUCAUCCUGUCAUUGUGUACACUGAUCAUACAAAUAUGUCUGUCAGUUCACGAGAUGGCGUACAGCUCAGGGUGUUUUGCAAAACCCAUCAUCGUGCUACGACUGGUGUAACUGAAACCUUCAGGUGUAAUGUCAGAUUUCAAAGCUCCAUAUCACUAGUGAUUAUUUGGAAUUGAUCCUGAAAAACAUCUUUCCAUAUCAUCAUGGUGACUAUGUCAAAUAUCCAGUAAAAUACUGACAGCAAGGAUCUAUCUGGACCUGCUAGCAGACUGAUAUCUAACCCCAGUCUGCUAAAAAUGUCAGUUAAAAAUCUUAAAUUUGAAUGAAAUUAUUUCCAUCUGCUGUUUUCAUAGAUUUAAAAUAAAUAAUUUUAUGGUUAUAUUUUU